CAGUCAUCGAGCGUCGACGCCACUUUCAUUUAUUAAUAAACUCCUUGUGUUUACGCGCCGCCACGUUUCUCCGAAAUUGUUUCCAAAAAUUUUCGAAUGUUUUUUUUUAACAGUGUGAGACAAAAUGAACAGUUUUAGCGUGAGGGGGUGGUGUUUGUUGAUCCUGUGUUUGUUUGCUGCAUUCGUAACACCAGCUAGAGGCAUUGAGUGUUACCGAUGCAACAAUACGAGUGGUAAACACCAGUUUCAGUGUAAUGAGUUCCUAACAGAUGAUAUCGAUAUGGUACCAGAGUCCUGUGAUGAUGUCUUCGGGGCUCAGUACUGUGUCAAACAUGUGGGACGUUACGAGGGUGGCAUUGGAACAAAGCGUUACUGCUCCUCAGUGCACAUGGGAAACUACUGCAAUUACGCAGAGCAGGUGGGUGACUCCUUGGAAUACAGGACCUGCGUCUACACCUGCUCCUCAGACGGUUGCAAUCCCGGGACUAGGGUCACAACGAGUGCAGGAACAAUAUCCCUAAUUACGAUCUUCACACUCCUCUACACGUUCAGUAGAUGAGCAUGACCAACAAAAUAUUUUAAAAUUCGUCCACAGUCCGUCCUAGAAUAACUGAUAUUUUCAAUGAAUCUCAUUCCGUCCCAAACUAGACAUUAGAAUACAAUUAUUAUUUAGUGCUCUAGGAUUUUUACGAGAUUUUGUACGAACAAUUGUGUAAGGAAUCUACAUGUUGGCAUUCAGCGUAUUAAUUUCAGGGUAUUAGACACUGAUGACGAGCCAUUAGUGCGUGGAUUAUUUAUAGACUUGAAACGACAUCUGAAAAAUAACAUGCCUUCUUCGCAUUACGAAUACUCGACUUCUUUAUUCUUUAAAAUAAGCUACAAAUUAUAAAAUGAUUCGGUUUUACAUUUCUACGGAUUUAUAUCGAUUUGUACGUACAAAUACUAAUUGUGUUGUAGCGUGAUUGUUUUUUUAAUAAAAUGAACAGGUCUGGUCGUUUGUUGAAUGAUAAAAUA
Diachasma alloeum is the source of this 1014-nucleotide messenger RNA. RefSeq lists its product as uncharacterized. Gene Ontology annotation, biological process: regulation of synaptic transmission, cholinergic; positive regulation of voltage-gated potassium channel activity; sleep. Bases 125 to 559 code for a protein of 144 amino acids. The transcript has 3 exons. NCBI's taxonomy places the organism in Eukaryota, Metazoa, Arthropoda, Insecta, Hymenoptera, Braconidae. The record is from RefSeq and is a predicted model, not a curated record.